AUGACUUUAAAAUCAGUCAAUUGCUUGAGGCGUCCACUGCACUUCAGAAGCUUGGCCAUUCCUCUACGUCAAUCACCAAUUAAAUCAUGCAUCGCGCAAUAUAGCUCCCAUUCACCAAUGGGCUCAACAGCCGCCAGCACACGCAAAAAAGUAACAAUCCAGACCAUUCAAAACCUCUACAAAAAGAACGAACCCAUCACAGUCCUCACAGCAUCCGAUUUCCCUAGCGGCCAUGUCGCCGACACAGCCGGAAUGGAGAUCGUGCUCGUAGGCGACAGCCUCGCAAUGGUCGCAAUGGGCAUGGAAGAUACAAAUGAAGUAACAAUGGACGAGAUGCUCCUCCAUUGCCGGAGUGUAAACCGCGCCGUCAAGAGCGCCUUUACUAUCGCAGACCUACCAAUGGGCUCGUACGAAACAACCCCAGAAAAAGCCCUAACCUCUGCAAUCCGAAUGGUAAAAGAAGGCGGAAUGAAAGGCGUGAAACUCGAAGGCGGAGCAGAGAUGGCAUCAACAAUCCGCAAGAUCUCACAAGCUGGGAUCCCCGUCAUGGCGCACAUCGGACUAACACCGCAGCGACAGCACUCUCUAGGCGGGUUCCGUGUGCAGGGCAAGUCAGCCGCGGGCGCAGUGAAACUGCUGCGGGAUGCGUUGGCUGUGCAGAAGGCUGGUGCUUGUAUGGUUCUUAUUGAGGCUGUGCCGCCUGAGAUUGCGGCGAUUGUUACGCAGCGGCUAAGCGUCCCGACUAUUGGGAUUGGUUCUGGGAAUGGGUGUUCGGGACAGGUGCUUGUGCAGGUUGAUAUGCUUGGGAAUUUCCCGGAGGGGGAGGCUAGGAGGGGGAUUGAGGCUUAUAGGGAGGAGGUUAAGAGUAGGGCCUUUCCUUCGGUUGGGUAUACUUAUCCGGUUUCUAAGGAGGUUUUGGAGGAGUUCGAGAAGGUUGUUGAUGAUGUUGUGGGCGAGGAAGAAUAA
This is a messenger RNA of Penicillium crustosum, 966 nucleotides long. Its product is annotated as 3-methyl-2-oxobutanoate hydroxymethyltransferase. Lineage: Eukaryota; Fungi; Ascomycota; Eurotiomycetes; Eurotiales; Aspergillaceae. The transcript is spliced from 3 exons. Bases 1 to 966 code for a protein of 321 amino acids. The record is from RefSeq and is a predicted model, not a curated record. Gene Ontology annotation, biological process: pantothenate biosynthetic process. Gene Ontology annotation, cellular component: mitochondrion. Gene Ontology annotation, molecular function: magnesium ion binding; 3-methyl-2-oxobutanoate hydroxymethyltransferase activity.